Dipodomys ordii (Ord's kangaroo rat) is the source of this 857-nucleotide messenger RNA. RefSeq names its product regulatory subunit of type II PKA R-subunit (RIIa) domain containing 1 (gene Riiad1). The transcript is spliced from 5 exons. The coding region runs from base 10 to 288 and encodes 92 amino acids. The record is from RefSeq and is a predicted model, not a curated record. NCBI's taxonomy places the organism in Eukaryota, Metazoa, Chordata, Mammalia, Rodentia, Heteromyidae.
CGAAGCAAAAUGGAUGGGCUGCAGGGCGGCUUGCUGGGGCCGGACCCUGGGGCCCUGAGCCCCGAGCAGAUCGAGGAGCUUCGGAAAAUCAAGAUCCAGACUCGGAUUGCAAAUGAAAAGUACCUAAGGACCCAUAAAGAAGUGGAGUUGCUCCUAAAUGGCUUCUUCAGACAGAUGUUUCUGCAAAGACCUGGCAACAUCCUAGAGUUUGCUGCAGACUAUUUCACGGAUCCAAGACUUCCCAACAAGAUUCACACGCAGCUAAUUAAAGACAAGAAAGCAACUUAAUUAGCAAAAUCCUGACGCUCAGCUGUUGGGAGAGACCAGCCAGAAUGAGCCUCGGGUGGGCAGGAGAUGGAGAAAGAGCCGUAUCAGCUGACUGUUCCUUUUCAUCAUGGAAGAAUAUUUACUUGGAAGUCCUUCUUACCUACAUCCCAUGGGCCAAACUACGGUCAUGUGGCCCACCCUGGGCACAACAGAGACCCAGACAGGGACAAAAGGAAGAAGGAAGUUCCUGUCCUCCAGGAACUGAAAAUUCAGAUUCCAGGGUCCCUCCUGCCUCAUGAACUUCUUCCCUCCCCGCUACACACUGGUCUUCUGUUCUUCACAUAUGCCAACAUAGUUCCCAUUUCAGAGGUUUUGAACUCUCUUCCUGUUCUUUCCCCCAGGCUUCCCCAGGGCUAGUGGGUGGUGUGAUGAGAGGAAGAGAAAACCCCAUCGAGAGGGGCUGCUUUUCUCUCUCAGCAGGUCUGAAGAGGGCAGCUGCUGGCGCUGGUUUGGGGCCUGCAUCUCUCAUGUUUUCCUCCUUUAUCUUAGGGGAGGAGCCAUAGGACCAGGAAGGUACUGUGCCAGCAUGC